Rubroshorea leprosula is the source of this 1295-nucleotide messenger RNA. NCBI's taxonomy places the organism in Eukaryota, Viridiplantae, Streptophyta, Magnoliopsida, Malvales, Dipterocarpaceae. The record is from the annotation of a GenBank genome assembly.
GUCUAAAAUAUACAUCCAUAGCAUAUGAUACAUUCAACAAAAAUCAACGACUCAAUGGAAAAAGAUACAAUUCACAGCACGAUAAAACCGUAAACAAACUUAUUAACAAACGUACAAAUUUCAUGCAUUGCAACUACUUUCUCAUUAUUGUUAUGAUUAUAGUUCAGUACAUUUGGAGAUCGGUAGAGGAUGAUCAGUUCUUAACAAGGAGGCGAAACGGAUGGUGGUGGAAGCUGAAAUGGCUGUGAGUGUGGCCGCAGGGGCUCUAUGGAGCCAGUAUCGGUGCCGGUGGAGCGGACCAAAUUGGUAGCGGCUGCUGCGGAUUUUGGGGGAUGUUGGGAAUCACUGGUGGUGGCAGAGAAAUACCCGGUAAGGUUGGGUUCGAAUCAACCGGCGGUGUAAAUAUGAUCGGUUGUUCUGGUGGUAGUAAUGGCCAUGGAAAUUGUGGAAAAUUCGGGGGUGAAGAAAAUAUGGGGACUAGAGGUGUCGGUGUAGACCAUUCAGGGGGAAAGUCUGGUUGUGGCGGUGGAAGAUAUAUGGGGCCAAUUAGUGGCGCUGGGUUAAAACCCACCGGUGGCAAGUCUGGUUCUGUUGGGGGAGAAAACAUAGGAACCAGUGGAGGUGCUGGUGUGAAAUCAGGUGGUGCAAGGAAAAAGUCCGGCGGUGGGGUAUUGGCUAUUGCAUCCGGGGGUGAUAGCCAUGGGAAAAAAGGUGGUGAAGUGACGUCAGGUGGAGGUGGUGAAGCGACUAGAGGUGGUAGUGGUGGAGGUGGAGAUGGAAGUGGGGGUGGUGGUGACGGUGGUGGAGGAGAGCUGUCCGGUGGAGGGGGUGAAGGAAGAGGUGGGGAAGGGGCAAGGGGUGGUGGAGAAGGAGGAGAUUGCACAACCGGAGGUGUAGAGAGUGGGGAUGGUCUUGGAGCAGGCUGAAAUGGGUUCUCUGGGGAGGGAGAAGUUUCGAAAGGCCAUUGGCCACAGGCUUCAAACAGGUAUUGGAACAAUGGAUCACAGUCAGCUGAUGUUCUCGAUCCUCUUCCCCUGCUUCUCCCCCUUCUACUUCUACUCCUCUGUUGCCUGUUCUCCUCCUCUACUCUGUGUUUGGUAUGUGUCUUGGCUUCUACUGCUCUUUCGGUGAUCAAAAGCAAAGCUAAAACAAUGGCGAUCACUGUAUUUGCUUUCAUUUCUAGUUCAUAUGUGCAGGAACUGAAGUAGAUGACUGUAUGUAGUGUCAAAUUUGGGGUCUUUAAUGGUAGAACGGUGUUGCAUUUUUGAGCUUGCAGCCUGCAAGCCCUCUUGCCU